AAUUACUACAGCGUUGAUCAUCGACCCAGGGUUCUCGAGUUCAGAAUGUGUUAGGCACUAAAAACACCUCGGUUAGUUGCCGGCACGUGGCACGGUGUCCUACGCACGUGCAUGGCCCCACGGACCAUCAUCUUCAGGGCUGCGCGGCUGCCCCUCUCUGUGUUGACUGCUGUCACCAGUAUUUCGGGGGAAAAAAAAACUGCUGUCACCGACUGUUUUUUCCCCCCUUCCUCUCCGGACCUGCCCAAAACUCGCUACACGUACAAAACACACUCCAAGGCCUACAGGAAAGAAUUUUGACACAUUUCCAGAACUGCCAGGGCACCAAUUUCCCUUGCUCUUCCUCCUCCCUUCGCUAGAGGCAUAAAAAUAUUGCGAAAAAGAAUCCCACUAUCUCAUGACAUAUGAAGGAGGAGACUAGAGAAGGGGGGAGCAAUUCCACUCGGCCAUCCACAGGGCAUUCCUCCUCCCUCGCCCGUCCCAUCCAGUAGGCUCCUCCUCAUCUUCCUCCUCCCUCGGCCCUUGUUCACGCGGAAGAAUCGCUGGCGAGGAGCGCAAUUGGGAUCCUUGCAUGCAUGGAUGCGGCGCAGUGGCACCAGGGGCUAGGGCUAGGGAAGCCCAUGGAGGAGAUGCUCAUGGCUGGAAACACAAAUCCUAACCAGAACCCGAAUCCCCCGCCGGCUGCUCCCUCAGCGGCACCAGCCGCCCAGAGGGCUCCUGGCGCUCCGGCAGCAGCCGCGCCAGCGCCCGCGGCCGCGGGGGCUGGCGCCGGCACGGAGCGGCGGGCGCGGCCGCAGAAGGAGAAGGCGCUCAACUGCCCGCGGUGCAACUCCACCAAUACCAAGUUCUGCUACUACAACAACUACAGCCUGCAGCAGCCGCGCUACUUCUGCAAGACGUGCCGCCGCUACUGGACCGAGGGCGGCUCGCUCCGCAACGUCCCCGUGGGCGGCGGCUCCAGGAAGAACAAGCGCUCGUCCUCGGCCGUGUCGUCCGCGGCCACAGCCGCCGCCUCCACCUCCGCGGCGGUGUCCGGCACGAUCCCCGUGGGGCUCGCAGCCAAACACCCCAAGCUGAUGCACGAGGGCGCUCACGACCUCAACCUGGCGUUCCCGCACCACAACGGCCGCGGCCUGCACCCGCCGGAGUUCUCGGCGUUCCCGAGCCUGGAGAGCAGCAGCGUGUGCAACCCCGGGGCGACCAUGGCGGGAAACGGCGCCGCCGGCAGGGGUGUAGGCGCGCUCUCGGCGAUGGAGCUGCUGAGGAGCACCGGCUGCUACGUGCCGCUGCAGCAUGUUCAGCUAGGGAUGCCGGCCGAGUACGCGGCCGCGGGAUUCGCUCUCGGCGACUUCCGCAUGCCCCCGCCGCCGCACUCCCAGAGCGUGCUUGGGUUCUCGCUGGACACGCACGGCACGGGCGGCGUUGGCGGCGCUGGGGGUUACAGCGCCGGGCUAGGAGUGCAGGAGAGCGCGGCCGGCAGGUUGCUCUUCCCUUUCGAGGACCUGAAGCCGGCGGUGAGCGCAGCUGGGGGCGCAAACAACAAUGGAGCCGAUCAGUACGAGCACAGCAAAGAUCAAGCAGGCGACGGCAGCGGGGCCAGCGGCGUCACCACCGGCGGCCACGAGACCCCAGGAUUCUGGAGCAAUAGCAUCAUCGGGAACGGCAGCAGCAAUGGCGGCGGCGGCCCUUGGUAAGGCGGCGCGCCAUGCAUGGCGCAUGCACGCGCCGUUGUCAGCAUGUGAAGAUAGGGAUAGAGACAAGGAUCGGAGUUAAUAAGAGGUGGAGGUGAUUAUUAGUGUUCACAUAUGGCGUUUGAUCUCUCUGGUUGUUUGGUUUCUAUUUUUUUUUCUCGGUUCUUGGUGUUGUUCAUGUGUGUGGCGAUCGACUUGGGGGCUAACACAGCAGGAUAUACAGAUUAUUAAGGGUGGUGAACCGGUGAUUUACAGCUUCUCUUCGCCAAAUCGAUCUACCAUUUCUGAUCGUGUAAUCCAUUGGAGAAAGCUGUUAAUCAUGUGACAAUGUUGUGCCUGUAGAAUAUGUAUUAAUUGAGCAGCUUUUUUUUACAGUGUUCUAAGUUAAAAGCACACCGUACGGAUCACGAAGGUUUGCGUGCGUGGUACUGUGCUUUUUAAAUCUUGAUAACACGCAAGUUGAUUAGUCGUGUAUGUAUCAUUCCUGAUCGAUUAUAUUGGUUAAAACUCUUUCUUCU
Molecule: messenger RNA, 2209 nt
Organism: Setaria italica (foxtail millet)
Lineage: Eukaryota; Viridiplantae; Streptophyta; Magnoliopsida; Poales; Poaceae
Product: dof zinc finger protein 2
Exons: 2
Coding region: 576-1694 (372 amino acids)
Biological process (GO): regulation of DNA-templated transcription
Molecular function (GO): DNA binding; DNA-binding transcription factor activity
Source: RefSeq, a predicted model, not a curated record